Psylliodes chrysocephalus is the source of this 3024-nucleotide messenger RNA. The record is from the annotation of a GenBank genome assembly. Lineage: Eukaryota; Metazoa; Arthropoda; Insecta; Coleoptera; Chrysomelidae.
CAGUCGUCAACAUGAUGUGGCACAUCGUAAAACGGCCACUAUAAUUUUAAGUUUUUUCGUAAUUCUGCCGAUUUUCUCGGCACGAAAUAAUUAUGUAAUAUAAUCGCAUGGUAAAUAAUCGUCUGCCGUACCGUAAACACGCUAAUAGUACAAAUACCGCGAGAAACCCGUUGCCGAAACUCGAGUUUUUAACAACGACCAAACACGUAUCGUUUAAUCGGAUUUACUUAAAGGCUGUGUUACACAUCGUAAAAUAUAAACGAAAUGGAAUCUGUAGUACCAGAAUUCGAAGAAUUAAUGUUAUGCGGAUACUGUAAGCAAAAAUUCAACGAAACAGACCAAAGUCCCAAACUGCUGUCAUGUAAACAUUAUUUUUGCCUGCAAUGUAUGCGUACAAAUCUCACAAAGGGCCAAGAACUCUACUGCGUAUAUUGCUGGAAGAAAACAGAAAUUGGUGAACUAGGACCAGAAUCCCUCCCGACGUAUAAUCCAGUUUUAUGUUUAACCAAGAACUUCGCUCAGAUGAAGCUGGGCGUGAAACCUCCCGACAAACCCGUCAAAGUUAUUUCGGAAAACUGUCACACACACGCCAUGCCGUUGGCGUUGUGGUGCCAUACUUGCGGCAUACCGGUAUGUCGAGCGUGCGCUACAACAACCGACCACUCGUCUCACCAGGUCAAAUCCCAGAACGAAGCCAAGGAUCAAUUGGUCGCCGAGUUACAAAUUGAUCUGGCUUCGAUGAAUAAAAUGUUAUCCGAGAUACAAAGACUGGUUAUGCAACAACGCGAAUUUUUACUUAAAAUAUUGGAGGCUUGUGUUACGUUAAAAACCUAUGUUGAAGCCGAACUGACCAAUAAUGCUUCGCAUUUUGAAUUAACUGAUACGAGAGACGCCCUGACAAAGCUUCGCCUUAACCUGUCAAUGGCCGAAUCUUUGUCGGACGUCCACAAUCUAUAUUCCAGCGUUAAUAUGGAAAAGCAACGUUUGCAACUCCGUUACCAGGAAAUGUACCUGCAAUGUCAACUCGAUGAUCUUAUAAGAAAUUCAAGCGUAGUAUUCGAUUUUCAUUUGUUAAAACAAGCACUGAGUAAUAUACAUAACGGCGAAACUGUUUAUCCGGCAGGAAAUUCACGGAUCGUACCUUCAUCGCAACAAAACCCCAUCCUGUUUCUCGCCAAUUACUGCAUGUCCCAAUUGUAUUCGCGCCAUAUGCUUUCGAAACAAAACCUGAACGGAUCUCUGGAUUAUCAGAACCACAACUCGAUUCCUCCCAUCAACUAUCUUCCCCACAACGCUCCGCCCCAUCUUGUCAUAGCCACUCCCAAGAAUAUCUACCAAGAAAAUAACAUAAUGGUCCAGAACAUGAUCCCGUCUCCCCAAAUACGUAACCCGGCCAACAUGUGCCCGCUUUAUUACUUCAACGUAGAAGUUAACGGAACCCAAUUAGGGCGAAUCGUAAUAGAAGUUAGAGCUGACGUCGCACCAAAAAUGGCCAAGAAUUUCGGAUUACUGACCACGGGCGAGGCGGGCAUGGGUUACAAGGGCUGUCAAAUUUUCCAGUGCUGGGAGGGCGAGAGCGUUAUCACUGGAGACUUUGAGCUCAACAACGGCAGAGGAGGAAGAUCGAUAUUCGAAGAAUCUUACUUCUUGCCGGACGAUACGAAGCUGAUGGCCGUCAGAGGAACCGUCGGUAUGAGACGCACGCAAAAACGGCACGACAACUUGGGCAUGGUGGGAUCGCAAUUUCGAAUAAUUUUACAGGAGAUGAGAGGUUUUACGGGCAUUUUCGGACACGUCGUCGAAGGUUUAGAGUUAGUAGAAAAAAUUAGCACCUACGGAGAUACUGCGGGUAAGCCCACGAAAAAUAUAUUGAUAUCUAAAUGCGGAAAACUGUAACAAUUCAUGCCGUUUUCAUUUUUUAACACGUUACGAAAUCAAAAAUUCGAAAAAGAUUCGGUACCGAAGAUGUUCGGUACGCGUUUUUUAUCAUUUGAAAUAAAUUUCACGAUCGGUUCCUAAUUUUCGCAAGUGUGACGACAUAUCUCUGGUUUCUUUAAACGAAUUAUAGGUCAGAUGUAGUUUAAUUGCUAAAACAUAGUUAAACAAAAAUGUAUAAAGAGAUAUUUAUGUAUAAAUCAAACAAUCUGAAGAAAAAAAAAGAAGUAAUUUUAAUAGAUGUUUUUUAAUGUGUAGCUUCAGUCAAACUGCAUAGUCUAUAAAAAGUUGAAAAGAAGUAAAAAUACCGUCUAGCUUAUAUAAAAACUAUCGAAUUCCGAAAUAUACUAUAUUUUCGUAAAUAUCGUAAAAAGCAAAAGUUAGAGUAGAUAUUUUUUAUUGUUGUCGAUUUUUAGCUUAUGGAAACUAGCUUGUAAGUGUAAUUUGUUAUGUUUGUUUGGAAGAGUGUUAAGAAAUGUUAAAGGUUAAUAGAGUUUAAAAAUCAAAAUUUUUGAAAUAUAACAAAUCAAGUGUCACAUUCUUUUUUCUUUAGAUAUAUUCGAAUUAUAUCGUUUUUUUCGGCUUACUUUGUACUUUUUUAUUAAGUAAAUGCUUUUUCUUAUUUAUAUUACUUUAUAAUUAAUUGUACCUUAUAGUGAUAUACUGUUCGUGCAUAAGCGUCAAUUGCACUAAAUUAUGGAAAAUGCAGGCAUUUUCUCUCGUUUUUUCAAUUUCUACCUUUGAAGCAAAAUAUUCUACAAAAGGUGAUAAUUGUACCGUUACAUUUUUCGAAAUAAAUCAUCAUUGCGAGCGUAAAUUGUAGACUAUUUUGCUUCAAUCCUAGACACCACCAACCAAAGUUUUAUCGUUUAUUAUUUAGAUAAUUCGCAUGUCGAAAAUCCUUCAAGGAUUGAUUUUUAAAUAUAGUUUUAAGUACGGUAGUGCGGUUGAUUGUUAAACUUUAUUAAAGUUUAUAAUAUUAUUGUCUAAGUUUAUAGUGUCAAUCGGGUAUAGUAUCUCUAUGAAUGAAUACAACAAAAAAAAAACAAAGAAAUUAUAUAGCAUUUAUAAAUGUUAUCUUAGCGAAAU